AUGAUAAACGAUAAACCAACAGGCUUACUUUCGUUGCCGAAUGAGCUGCUACUCUAUCAUAUAUUCAUCUAUCUCCAUUCAACAGACCUGUUACAUGCGUUUGGUCAAUUGUACAAUCGUCGUUUGAAUGCUCUUCUUUGUGCAUACAUUCGUCAUGUUGACUUCUCAACUAUUGAUACGUCUGUUGUUUCGAUUGAUAGGUGGCUACCUUAUUUAACAAUUUCAUCGUUUCGAAUCAAUGCCGAUCAUCUCAAUGAUCAGCAUUUCGCUAUAUUUUCCAGCCUCAAUCGUCUCGAUCUUCAGUUGACAACAGCCUCUCAAAAAGUGUCUCAAAUGGUCGCAUUCACUCGACUUAAAGUACUUUCAAUUACUUUGACUUCAGAGCAACCUCAACGACUUGAAGGGUUGGCCUCAUUUCUAUGGCAUCCAGACAACUACCUAGAAAGUUUAUCUUCCUCAAAUUGCUUCAUACUGGAUAAGGAUGACCUUUUCCCAACAUCAUCGUCACAUUUGUUUCGCCAUUGUUUUGAUGCCGUUUGUACCUAUGCUCUUGAACAUUUCGAACUUCGCUUACAUAAUGUUUAUAAUCGAUCUUCGACUUUUUCGCCACAGUUUUUGCAACGACGAGCAUGGCCAGCAAAAGUCAGAUCAUUGCGUUUCGUCACCCAUGAUCAGCUAAUGGAUACAACGAGUUUUUGCGCUUUCGUGAAACGCUUUUCUUUAUCGCUCGAGCAUCUGUCAUUUUACAUCAGCACACGUCAACGUUUUCUCAUGUCGACACCACACUCACUCGAGCAGGAUUUACUAACUCAUCUGACGCAUUUGAAACGAAUCGACUUUUGUGUCCACAGCGGAUUUAUGAAUGUUGAAAUAGAUCGUCGUCAAACAUUUGACAAUUGGACGAAAAAACAAGUCAUUUCCAUAUUACAUCGGCGUCAGUUUCAUACACGAUUCACACUCCCAUUUGCUUUUGAUCGAUUGGAACAUGUACGCAACGGUUUUGUCGACUUUCAUUGCAAUUACCGAAAAUCUAAUGCCAUCUUAUCACUUCCAUCUGUUGUUAUGAUUAGUCUUGAUUCUCGCGCCAAGUUCAGCCUUGUUCUAUUCACAUUCAUUCAGCAGAUAUGUCCUUGUCUACGUCAUCUUCAGUUUAAAAACUAUUGUCAUUUCAGUGAUGAUCUAAUUCAAAACACAACUCUGACAUUACCAACUGUCAUUGAACUUUGUCUUGGAAAUGUGAUUUGUUCUAUCGAUUUUCCUACUCUACACCGUGUUCUUUGUCUUAUCCCUAAUCUGAAACAUUUGACUGCUAAACGAUGUCAUAUUAAUGUCAUCGACACUAUGAACAACGAUACCACGAAUGUUACAUUACCACCCGACAAUUUUGAUCACUUUGUCAGUUUAAUCAAAUUGAAUUUGAUUGGUUUUAAUACACAACGUAAAACAUUCGAAGGUGGAAACAAAGAAGAACAAGAUGAUGACAAUCCUAAUGACUUUGUGUUUGAUUUCUUGAUUCUCACGCCAAGUUCAGCCUUGUUCUAUUCACAUUCAUUCAGCAGAUAUGUCCUUGUCUACGUCAUCUUCAAUUUAUUUAAAAACUAUUGUCAUUUCAGUGAUGAUCUAAUUCAAAACACAACUCUGACAUUACCAACUGUCAAUGAACUUUGUCUUGGAAAUGUUGUUUGUUCUAUCGAUUUUCCUACUCUACGCCGUGUUCUUUGUCUUAUUCCUAAUCUGAAACAUUUGACUGCUAAACGAUGUCAUAUUAAUGUCAUCGACACUAUGAACAACGAUACCAAUGCUGCAUGUUCAAUGAUCGAUGCUCUUUGUCAGAUGGAUCCACAAGCAAUUCCCAAGCGUAUAUAUCUACUUGGUGGCUAUUAUAACAUUAAUUAUAUGCAACUACGAAAUCAAAUCGAUGUGAUGCAUGAGAAUUCUAAAUCGGUUCUGAAAGCGAAUGUUACAUUACCACCCGACAAUUUUGAUCACUUUGUCAGUUUAGUCAAAUUGAAUUUGAUUGGUUUUAAUACACAACGUAAAACAUUCGAAGGUGGAAACAAAGAAGAACAAGAUGAUGACAAUCCUAAUGACUAG
Adineta ricciae is the source of this 2094-nucleotide messenger RNA. The record is from the annotation of a GenBank genome assembly. Lineage: Eukaryota; Metazoa; Rotifera; Eurotatoria; Adinetida; Adinetidae.